Molecule: messenger RNA, 2019 nt
Organism: Nerophis ophidion (straightnose pipefish)
Lineage: Eukaryota; Metazoa; Chordata; Actinopteri; Syngnathiformes; Syngnathidae
Product: collagen alpha-2(XI) chain-like
Exons: 12
Coding region: 64-1113 (349 amino acids)
Molecular function (GO): extracellular matrix structural constituent
Source: RefSeq, a predicted model, not a curated record
CUGAUAGGACAGAAGGGUGAUGCAGGAAAAAGUGGUCACAAGGGUUUUCCAGGUGAAAGAGGGAUGCAAGGGCCAAUUGGUCCAACAGGAAUAAAGGGGAAUGCUGGCCGUCAGGGUGCAAAAGGUGUAACAGGUCUUACUGGGAAGGAGGGAGAUACUGGUCCUCGUGGUCCACCCGGACUAAAAGGCUCCCCUGGACAAUCUGGUCAGCUUGGACAGAAGGGAAUGAAAGGUGUCCAAGGCACCAGUGGUCCUAAAGGGGUGAAAGGAAAGAAAGGAAACCCGGGAAAAUCAGGUUUACCAGGAAAUUACACACCUAAAGAAAGAAAAGGAUCAAAUGAUGGUGAUAGACCCAGUGAGACACCUGAAUCCUUAACAAGAUCUAGCACAUCCAAGUCUGAACACAAACUGCUGCAGAACCAACAUAGACAACAAAAACAGCAUCGUCCAGUGAAAACUGAACCUGGAGAAUCUCUAGAAGAUGAAGCUGAUGAAGCUUUCAGUUGGCCUCAAGGAACCAAAGAUGACCCUGGCACCACUUGCUAUGAGCUGGGACUUAUACACCCACAUCUGAAUGAUGGUUACUUCUACAUGGACCCCAACCAAGGUUGUCCUUAUGAUGCUCUGAGAGUGUUUUGUAACUUCACAGCAGGAGGAAGCACCUGCAUUGACCCAAUGCCAUCAGAGAUAACAUGGAGGUGGUAUCCAGGAAGGUACAAAUCAUCAGUUCAAUGGUUCAGUCAUCAACAUGGCAGUGACAAGUUUAGGUACCCUGGUGUGGAUGUUGUCCAGCUGAGGUUUCUACGGUUACACAGCCACACAUCUUUUCAGCGUAUAAUUCUCAGUUAUACAGCAAACAGGACUGCGAUGGAAGGCACCAACAACCUUAUCCACUUUCUGGGAGACUCUCGCCAAGAGAUAAAUUCACGCCAUACCAGAAUAUCCACAAUAAAUCAUAAGGUGGAGGUAGUAGUGAGGGUUCAGGGCAGUACGGAGCUACAUCGAGGUGAUAUGCAGGUUCUUCCUAUAAGAGAUUUGGGUAUAAACAUGUCUGCGCUAUGGAUGCAGGUGCAUGAGGUCCAGGCAGUCGUGGGGCCACUCUGCUUCUUGUGACUAAUGCGUGUGGAUGAGCGAGUGCUUUUUGCCCAUUUGUUUCUUGUAAAUGAUUAAAUAUAGCGGGGAUGUAUGGUGUGUAGUGCAGUGGUUCUCAACCUUUUUUCAGUGAUGUACCCCCUGUGAACAUUUUUUUUAAUUAAAGUACCCCUUAAUCAGAGCAAAACAUUUUUGGUUGAAAAAAAGAGAUAAAGAAGUAAAAUACAGCACUAUGUCGUCAGUUUCUGAUUUAUUAAAUGUUAUAACAGUGCAAAAUAUUGCUCAUUGAUAGUGGUCUUUCUUAAACUAUUUGGAAAAAAAGAUAUAAAAAUAACUAAAAACUUGUUGAAAAAUAAACAAGUGAUUCAAUUAUAAAUACAGAUUUCUACACACAGAAGUAACCAUCGACUUUAAGUGCCCUCUUUGGGGAUUGCAAUAGAGAUCCAUCUGGAUUCAUGAACUUAAUUUUAAUUCUAAACAUUUCUUCACAAAAAAAGAAAUCUUUAACAUAAAUAUCUGUGGAACAUGUCCACAAAAAAAUCGAGCUGUCAACAAUGAAUAUUGCAUUGUUGGAUUUCUUUUCACAGUUUAUGAACUUACAUUCAUAUUUUGUUGAAGUUUUAUUCAAUAAAUGUAUUUAUGAAGGAUUUUUGAAUUGCUGCUAUUUUAAAAAUAUUUUAAAAAAAUCUCACAUACCCCUUGGCAUACCUUCAAGUACCCCCAGGGGUACACGUAUCCCCAUUUGAGAACCACUGGUCUAGACAAUGUACAUUAGUGCUGAACUUCAUUUUGUUUAUACAGUAUUUAUUGAAUUAAAAUUGUUAUAGGUGGAUACAGAAGAGUGAGCCUAUAUUGUGUGAAAAGUUAUUUUCAUUCAGUUGUGUGUAUGUCAUUGUUUAUAUAAAUAAAAAUAAUCGCUUGAAACAC